Molecule: messenger RNA, 567 nt
Organism: Fragaria vesca subsp. vesca
Lineage: Eukaryota; Viridiplantae; Streptophyta; Magnoliopsida; Rosales; Rosaceae
Product: cytochrome b-c1 complex subunit 9-like
Exons: 3
Coding region: 105-323 (72 amino acids)
Biological process (GO): mitochondrial electron transport, ubiquinol to cytochrome c
Source: RefSeq, a predicted model, not a curated record
GUUCCUAAUUGGCGUGCUUUUUGUAUCCUCAUAUCCCGAGAGUUCGUCCCAAGCACAUUAGAUCAGAAAGAAGGAGAAAAAGAGAUUAGAUUGAUAUCGGCAUCAUGGCUUCAGCGCCUCGAAGAAGCGGUGGAGGCCUCUUCGAAGGACUCUACAGGGUCAUCAUGCGCCGCAACUCCGUCUACGUCACCUUCGUCAUUGCCGGCGCCUUCCUCGGUGAACGGGCUGUGGAUUACGGGGUUCAUCGGCUGUGGGAGUACAAUAAUGUUGGGAAACGAUACGAGGACAUUCCAGUCUUGGGGCAGAGACCAUCGGAUGAAUGAACUAGGAACUCUUCCUUAUAACCGUUAUACAGUUUUUUCAAGUGAGGAGAGUUCGAGUAUGCAAUUAUGCAUUAGGUAGCAAUUCUUAUUUUCAUCAUAAAAGUUUUGAUAGAUUGAACUGAUUAUAUCAAGUAUGUUCAUGUUGGAUGCUCCAUUUAAUUGUUUCUGGAGAGUUGAAUCAGUCUUGUCUGGCCACAUUGACUCUGGAAAUUUCUUUUGUUGUUUGUUUAUGAGGUUUCAUCUA